AUGUCUGAUCCAAAAGCUGCGCAAUAUCAGAGCCGCGCCGUGCAGGAGAUCUUGGCGCAAGCAAAGAAGAUGAAGGGAGAUCGUUCGGACGAACUGAGGACGCUUGAAGACUCGCUGGAGCUCAAGCAGAACUCAACGACGGAGCAGUUGGUGGACAAGCUCCUGAAGCUGGUGAUAGAUGGUGGUGAAGAAUGCCGGAAGUUGCCAAAGAUGGAGCCUUGA
This is a messenger RNA of Lecanosticta acicola, 222 nucleotides long. NCBI's taxonomy places the organism in Eukaryota, Fungi, Ascomycota, Dothideomycetes, Mycosphaerellales, Mycosphaerellaceae. The record is from the annotation of a GenBank genome assembly.